CCCCUAGACUACUGGAAGUCUAAUGCGGCUAGAUUCCCUGUUUUAGCUCUAAUAGCUAGGAAAUAUCUAGGAAUCCCGGCUUCCUCGGCCGCUAGCGAGAGAUUCUUCUCUCAAGGUACUCUUAUUAUAUCUAAAUUGCGUAAUAGACUUAAUAAGAGUACUUUUGAGAUUAUAUCUUGUCUAAAAAGCUGG
This is a messenger RNA of Hyaloscypha bicolor E, 192 nucleotides long. RefSeq lists its product as uncharacterized. The annotation marks the transcript as partial. Gene Ontology annotation, molecular function: protein dimerization activity. The record is from RefSeq and is a predicted model, not a curated record. The transcript has a single exon. Lineage: Eukaryota; Fungi; Ascomycota; Leotiomycetes; Helotiales; Hyaloscyphaceae.